Molecule: messenger RNA, 1506 nt
Organism: Gryllus bimaculatus (two-spotted cricket)
Lineage: Eukaryota; Metazoa; Arthropoda; Insecta; Orthoptera; Gryllidae
Source: the annotation of a GenBank genome assembly
AAAGAAGGAAGAAGGAAAGAAGAAGAAGAAGAAGGAAGAAAGAAAAGGAAGCGCCAAAGAAGAGAAAGCAAGGAAGAAAGGAGAAGGAAGAAGGAAGCGAAACAUGAAGGGAAGAUAGAAGAAGAAGAAGAAGAAAGGAAGAUAAGAUUGAAGAUGAAGAUGUUAAGAAGGCAAGAAGGAAAAAUUAAGGAACGAAGGGGCGGUGUGCAGCUUCCCUAUUGGACCACUGCUGGUAAGACACCAAUAUGUUCUGCUAGUGAAGAAAGAAUGGACGGGCAACGCAGAUCACUCCCGAAGGACUUGCAGAAUGAUAGCUCACUGCUGCGCUACAAACUUGGUACAUCUGCACCUUAAACUGAUUAACUAGUUCGACGUUUCCUCCUGUAUAACUCGCUCGAAUGCAGCGAUGAGCCCUGUAGCGGGCGGCGCGCUGCUGCUGUUUCUGCUGUCGCUCGGCGGGAGGGGAAGGGGUGGGGGCGUGCGGUGUCCCGAGGACCUGCCGCUCCGCGACCCCUCCGCGACCGCCACGCUCCACGUGGCCAAGUGCUGCGCCAAGGGCCAACAGCUCGACGCCGCCUCCGGCGGACGCAAGUGCGUGGCGAUAGAUGGCGCGGACGGCGCCGGGCGAGACGACGGCGCCGUGCAGUGGGAGGACGUUGCCGCCGAUGCGGUCCGCGCCUGGCUGCAGUUGCCCGAGGAUGUGGCGAACAGCAGCGCCGCGGUGCGCGUGUGGUACAACCGCAGCUGCAGUUUCCACGACGAGCUCUCCGCCGCGAUGGAGGCCGACGCGGACACAGUGCGCGCUCUGUUAGCCGUCAACGGCAGCGACUCGUCCUCGCUGGUGCUGGACGCGUUCCGCGGGCGAGUGCAGCCGUUUGCCGUGUGGCGGCAGCACGUGUGCUUCGACGCGUGGAGCGACCGCCGCUGGUGGCCGCGCGUGGCGCUGACGACGCUGCGCCUGCGCACUCUGUUUAAGUGCUGCGCGCGCGCCCAGCGGCUGGACGCCGAAGGCGAGGAGUGCGUGCAGUGGCCCGGCAAGAAACCUUCCGACGAGGAGACGGAGAUAAUUAACCCGUGGAGGGACCCCGAAGGCGCGUCGUGGCUGCCGCGGCGCCUGGCGUCCACGCUGCUGGAGGUGCGCUACGAGAAGGGCCCCGAGCCCAAGUGGAACCCCAAGGGCGACGCCGACGACGACGCGCUCUGGGAGUUCCGCAACGACGACAACUGGGGGUACGCGGUGUGGCGGCACGGCCCGCGCCCCGGCGACAGCCUGCUCGACGGCGUCACCACGCGCUACUGCUUCGACGCCGCCGCCCCGGCGCCCGGCGCCGCUUCGCCCUCCAAGGUGCUGGUGACGAAGGCGCCCAAGGCGAACAAGUGCUGCCGCAGGGGCGAGAGCCUCGACGCGCGCGCGCUCUACUGUCAGCCGUCGCCCGGCAGCCCGACGCCCGACGCCUCGCUCGGCCACGACGACGAGCAGGAGGUCAACUUCGCCCCCGAACGCAG